UCCCAUGAAUCGGGGAUGGCGCUCUGUACAGUGUGAGCGAGUCCGCAGCCAAAGUUUGCUGCGCGCAGGCAGAAAGUUCGCUGGAGAGGCGACCCGUGAUCCCAAGUCAUAUAGCCUACCCUACGGAUUUAAAGUGCAAACAUGCGGAUUACAGACUUCAAUUAGCCUGGACUGUUUUUACUUUUUCGGUGGUGUCCAUGAAAGACAAACAGUUUGCUGCUUUCGCUGCAUGCUGUCGUUUCAAUGGACUAUCGUGUAUCUUAUCACCCAGUGAGUAACUUUGAUUAUGGUUUCCUAAGCUGCAGAUAAGUGUUAAUCAUACGCAUAACUUGACUGUUGACGUCUUGUCAUGUAGCGUAGUCUUGGAUGUUUAAAAACGAUGAACUCCUCCUGUGACAUCGAACUGGCAGCCUUAUCUCGGAAACACCGACUCAUGGCUGCAGCUAUGCCCGAGGAGGACAGCCUAUUGCCCGGCAACACUUCCAUGACUGACCGGAAUGGAUUAGGGGGACUGGUUCACUGUUUUAUAUGUGGAAGCGGAGUUACGUCAGGGAAGGAAUUGAGGCUACAAGUGACAUAUCAAAAGGAGAGGCUUCCGUUUUUCCCUUUCCUACAAAAUCAGGAGCCAGCCCCGGGUGCGUGUGAACUGAGCCCGGAUGGACAUACGCUGGUUUGCGCGGUGUGCCACUUUUUUCUGUCCGAGCAGUGGAACUCUUUCGAGCGGAGCAGGACGCCCAUUGAGAAGCGCAUGUACUGGCUGAAACGACCCUAUCAGUGCGACUCUCGCCGGGUCCCACAGGAGUGGAACCUUUCCUAUGAUCUGGAGAGGAGAAUCAGUGGGGGCGCAGACUCUGAUUUCUCUUCUUUUUCUGACAACGAGAACAUGUCAGACCAGGAGAUGGAUUUAGUCGACAGAGCCAGUAUGAGCAAAGACAAGUGCCUGAGAGCAUCUGGCAAAUCGCCAAGAGACAGUAACAAGAAGAACAAUGUCAUCAGUGUUAAAAACAGUCCAGAUUCACAGCGGGCAAUGCGCUACCCGGUGGGUGUUUAUGGGGCGCAGGGAUCGCCACAAGCGGAGAGUGUUCUGCCGGCGAGGCGCGGUGCUAAAAUUAUAAAUAAUGUCUGUCAAUCAUCAGAAUCCCUGGCUAAAUCCCAGGAGAUAUUCCCUCAGCGAUGCUAUGACAGUCCCUUCCCUGACACACCUGUGCAAGACAACGGGGUCAUUAUGCGCAACAGGCGAUGGCUUGAGGAGGGGAAUGUCAGACAUGCAGAGCCGUGUCAGAAUCAGCGUGUUGUCGACAGCAGCUGUGCCUCGUCCAGACAUACAUCCCUGCUGUACCGAGGAAGGACAGAGGAUCACCCCGACACUGCUCUGUCAUCAGUUGGCACCACUGCUGUCACCACUAAAUGUAACAUGGCUGUUCCCAGGAAGAAUACCUCUGACAGCUCUGAUGAAGAUGAGAUUAACAUUACAAGUGAUGAUGAUGUAGACAUGUAUGAGAGAAAGACAAGCACUACAGCAAAGUUUAGACAUGUCAGAAACCUUUCAGUUAGAAAGUCGCACCCCACUGUGGACACCUGUGCAGAGGAGUGUGUGUGCUUUGUCUGUGGCACUGGGCUCAGACAUGAUGGCCGUUUCAAAGUCAGUGUUCAGAAACAGGAGAGGGCACAGGGCGAGCCCUUCUUCCCCUUCCUGUGGCUUCACUCCCCUCCCCGGGGUGCAGUACCCAUCAGUCCAGCGGGUACAACCUUGGUGUGUGGCAGCUGUCACACUUCUCUCAUGCAGCAGUGGCAGAGCUUCCAGCUGGCGGAUGUGCCUGUCCUUCAACGUUUGUAUGUAGUCCCCCUCAACCACGACACCAGUUCUCUCCAGCCUUCCCAACUAACUUCCUCAGAGUCCAUAGAGUGUAAUAAUGAACCCAUGGCUUCCCACGAGGCCUGUUUCCUCUGUGGUCAGGACUGUGCAGGAGAUAUGAGGGUGGCAUAUGCACAGGCUGGUGUUGGCAAAUCCCGGGGUGCAAUGUAUUUUCCUUUCAUCAACAUGUUGCCUUGCCCACCUAAUGCCCAGGGGGUGAGGAAUGGCCGUGUGCACUGUUGCCCACAGUGCCAUUUUAUCCUGGAAGAGAUCUGGGGGGCAUAUCGACUCAGCCUCAGUGAAGACCUCAUCACGUCUGUCAGCUCCUUCCUAGUCAGGUACCACGCUGCCAUGGCAAUUGAGGGCUCUGGUCCGGCCCAUUCCCAGACAGCUGUGGCUUCUCGCCCCUGCAGCUCCAUGUCAGUGUGUUACCUGUGUGGAGGCGAGCUCUGCGCAGGUGGAGAGUACCAGCUCCAUGUCAACCCGCCUGGGCGUUGUGGGGAGAGGGAGCCUUUCUUCCCCUUCCUCACAGUCCAUCCUCCUGCACCACGGGCCAAGCCAGUUGACGCCACAGGCCUGGUGUCAGCUUGUAAUCUCUGCUAUCAUGACCUACACUCCCAGUGGGCCCAACAUGAGAGUAAGGGCCAGGGUGCCAACCAGCAACCUCCGAGCUCUCCAUGGGCACGCCAGUACAGCUGUGAGGCUUUUGUGUGUUUCUUCUGCAGGAAGGAGCAGCACAGGAAGGGUAGGCUGUGCGCUGUCACUGUGGCCAGGCUACCUGUCUUCCUGUACGCACCUCGCAGCACACGCACGCUCCUGGUGGAUGAUGGGAGGAGGUUGGUGAUUGGCGCAUGUGUGGAAUGUAAGGCCAUGGUGCAGGUGGGACAGAGCAUGCAGCAGGACAGGGAUAGGCUUGGACAUGGAUCUUCAGACGGGGAGAAGAGAGAACCAGAAUCAGCCUUGCUACAGACUAGACAUAAGGCAUGUACUGUGAUUGAGAGUGCGGCUGGAGUCAGUAAGGAGGUGGACUCGAAGCCUUCGGUGCCUGCAGGUGACCUCACUCCUUCUCACCCAGUGACCGAGACAGAGAACGCUGAGCGCCCACUGUCCAUUGUCCUCCUGAGCUUGCUGUGGCAACACAGGAAGUGGAGAGACCCCUAG
Messenger RNA from Gymnodraco acuticeps, 3016 nucleotides. RefSeq lists its product as uncharacterized. Bases 380 to 3016 code for a protein of 878 amino acids. The record is from RefSeq and is a predicted model, not a curated record. The transcript has 4 exons. Lineage: Eukaryota; Metazoa; Chordata; Actinopteri; Perciformes; Bathydraconidae.